UUCCAGGGGUUUGGGAGCGCGGGCGCUGUCCGCACGAGAGCAGGUCCUGAAACGCGGCGUGCUGCCCACCCGUCGGACCCCCGCAGCGCCGGCAGUUCUCUUUUUCCUCGCGGUUCGAGGGAAAACCUGUUUAUGUACAUAUUUACACACCAAACGUUUUGGACGUUUAUUUGUCGGGGAUUCAAGCGCGAGCGCGGAGAAACGCGUUUGAAUUUUAGGGAAACUGGGAUUUUUCUGUUUUUUACACCAACGCGUAAAAACAAGAAACUCACGCAGAAAGCCGGAGCCGAAGACGUUUGUGCCGCGAGUGCCACCAACACGCAGCGAGACAGAGAGAGAAGGGGGGAGAAGGGGGAGAGAUAACAGAGUGAGCAAGAGCCGUCCUUCACCUCUCUCCCGGGAUAACAACUUUUUAUUUUGUAUUUUCCCCGCUGUUCUUUUCUUCUUCUUCUUCUUCGGCCGCUGGUGGAUACGAGACUCCACGAUGUGAGCAGUCACCCGCUCUCGCGCGCUAUUGAUGGAGAAUACCAAGUGUUGACGUGAAGGCGACCUGCCGAGGACCAUUUCUGACAAGAAGAAUAGAAAAGAGGAAAAAUAACACUGGAUUUGUAAACUUCAUAUUUUUUAUUUCUCGUAAAUAUUGCAAUAGACUCAAAGGAGAAAGUUCACGACCCCCUCCCACCCACCGUAUCCUCUUCAUCGGCUAAGUCGCAGUUCAGGGGUCACGGCCAGCGGAGCGAGAAGAAGACCAAAGGGAGGGAGUUUGCCCUCCAUAUAUUUUUUUUUGUUUUCGUUUUUGUUUGAAUGUGUUCCUUCUUCUGGCUGAGGAGACUUUGUGCGGACGAGCAGCCGAGGGAAUGAGCCCCAUCGCCGUCGCUUCCCUCCUCGGGUUCCUGGAGCCCCGUCGCGGUGUCCCGUCCCCGUGGGGAGGGAGCCCGUCUCCGAUUCCCAUUUUUGACGCUAUUACUUCUCUCCCCUCAACCUGAAAAAAAACCCCCUCUUAUUUUCUAUAAAUCUUAUUUUUAAAUAUAAUUUUGUAUUAGUGCAAGUCAAAGUAAAACCAGUGACACGUUGACAACCGAUUACUUUACAAACAUUUUUUGUUUGUUAAUUAAAAAAAAAAUCCGCGUUGUAGAGGGAACUGGAAGCCCCUUUCCCUUCACUGGAGGUCACGCUGCGUCAGUGAAGUGGCCGUCUGAAGCGGGGCGUCCGGGGGGCAUCGUCGGUAUCGGGGGCCUCGGCAGCGCGCCACCGUAACGAUGGAGAUUCACUGUAAGCACGACCCGUUUGCUGCAAUGCACAGACACGGCGGGGUGAACCAGCUUGGAGGCGUGUUUGUAAACGGCCGGCCGCUACCAGACGUGGUGCGGCAGCGAAUAGUGGAACUCGCCCACCAAGGGGUCCGGCCCUGCGACAUCUCCCGCCAGCUGCGAGUCAGCCACGGGUGUGUCAGCAAGAUACUGGGCAGGUACUACGAGACGGGCAGCAUCCGCCCCGGCGUGAUCGGGGGAUCCAAACCAAAGGUUGCUACUCCCAAAGUGGUCGACAAGAUCGCCGAUUACAAACGCCAAAACCCCACCAUGUUUGCCUGGGAGAUCCGGGACCGCCUCCUGGCCGAGAGAGUGUGCGACAACGACAGCGUCCCCAGCGUCAGCUCCAUCAACAGGAUCAUUCGGACAAAGGUGCAGCAGCCGCCCGGCCAAACCGGCUCGGUGUCGGCUCACAACUUAGCGACGUCCGUGGCGGCCACGCAAGUGUCGGCAGUGACCAGCGACUCGGCCGGCUCCUCGUACUCCAUCAGUGGCAUUCUGGGUAUCAGCUCCGCCGCCGACGUGGGCAAGAGGAAGAGGGACGAAGGUUUGCAGGAGUCACCGCUGGCCAACGGGCACGUCCACGGUGGGCGGGACUUCCUCAGGAAGCAGAUGAGAGGGGAGCUGUUCUCGCCGCAGCAGAUCGAGACGUCCGACUACUCGGCCAUGGCCUCGCUAGCCGGCGGACUGGACGAGAUGAAGAACAGCCUGGCCAAUCCCGGUGCGGGGGCGGAGUUAGGGGGCAGCGUGUCGGGCCCACAGUCCUAUUCACUCGUUCCAGGUCGUGACCUUUCCAGCACCACUCUGCCAGGCUACCCUCCUCAUGUCCCCCCCACCGGACAGGGCAGCUACUCCACCCCCUCCCUCACCGGCAUGGUACCUGGUGAUGUGUAUUCUGCAACCCCUUCCGCCCCGCGCUCACCCCUCUUGUCUCAACUUCCCUCCGCCCGUCUGUCCCCAGUGUUCCAGCAGGACUAUGGGUCGCUCCUGGGGACUGAAAUCGGCUGCUCCUCCGGCCUCUUCACCAGCCAGGCAGGACAGAUGCAAGGGUCACCGUACUACUACAGUGCAACAUCGCGGGGGGCGGGGCCUGCCGCCACUGCCACGGCCUCCGCCUACGACCGCCACUGACCCCUCCAGCGGUCAGAAGACCAGGACGGGGGGGGGGGGGCGAGGGAGAG
Gasterosteus aculeatus aculeatus (three-spined stickleback) is the source of this 2491-nucleotide messenger RNA. NCBI's taxonomy places the organism in Eukaryota, Metazoa, Chordata, Actinopteri, Perciformes, Gasterosteidae. The record is from RefSeq and is a predicted model, not a curated record.